Molecule: messenger RNA, 1596 nt
Organism: Candidozyma duobushaemuli
Lineage: Eukaryota; Fungi; Ascomycota; Pichiomycetes; Serinales; Metschnikowiaceae
Product: chaperonin-containing T-complex subunit
Exons: 1
Coding region: 1-1596 (531 amino acids)
Biological process (GO): protein folding
Cellular component (GO): chaperonin-containing T-complex
Molecular function (GO): ATP-dependent protein folding chaperone; ATP binding; ATP hydrolysis activity
Source: RefSeq, a predicted model, not a curated record
AUGGCUGCUGCCCAAACCAAAAACCCGUCCAAUGCGACAUUUAAGGACAAGGAGAAGCCACAAGAGGUGAGAAAGUCCAACAUUCUCGCUGCCAGGGCUGUGUCGGAUGCCAUCAGAACGUCCUUGGGUCCAAAAGGUAUGGACAAGAUGAUCAAGACGAAGGAUGGCAAGAUCAUCAUCUCCAAUGAUGGUGCCACCAUUUUGAAGCACAUGGCUAUUCUUCAUCCAGCUGCUCGUAUGUUGGUGGAUUUGUCCGCUGCCCAGGAUAUCGAGGCAGGAGAUGGUACCACUUCCGUGGCCAUUUUGGCUGGUUCCCUCUUAGGUGCCGCUGAAAAAUUGUUGAAUAAGGGCAUCCAUCCAACCCUAGUUGGAGAGAGCUUCCAGAGAGCUGCUGCUCGCGUUUGUGAAGUUUACUUGGAGAUGUCUCACAAGAUCGAUUUGAAGGACCGCGAGAUCUUGAUCAAGGCCGCUUCCACAUCCUUGUCCUCGAAGAUUGUUUCUCAACACUCAUCUUUGUUGUCUCCACUCUCGGUUGAUUCCGUCCUUAAGGUCAUGAACGAGGGCCAGGACAACGUUGACUUGAACGAUAUCCGUCUUAUUAAGAAAGUGGGUGGUACUAUCGACGACACAGAGUUGGUCGAUGGUGUAGUGCUCACGCAAAACGUUUUGAAGUCGGCUGGUGGUCCUUCUAGAAUCGAGAAGGCUCGUAUCGGUUUGAUUCAAUUCCAGUUGUCUCCACCCAAGCCUGACAUGGAGAACAACGUCGUCGUCAACGACUACAGACAGAUGGACAAGAUCCUUAAAGAAGAAAGAGCAUACUUGUUGAACAUUUGCAAGAAGAUCAAGAAGGCUAAGUGUAACGUUUUGUUGAUUCAGAAAUCUAUCUUGAGAGACGCUGUUAACGACUUGGCCUUGCAUUUCCUUGCCAAGCUCAAUAUCAUGGUUGUCAAGGACAUUGAGAGAGACGAGGUUGAGUUCUUGUCCAAGGCUACUGGAUGUAAACCUAUUGCUGACGUUGACAACUUCACCGAAGACAGAUUGGGCUCUGCCGAGCUCGUUGAAGAGUUCGAAUCUUCUGGCUCUAAGAUCGUCAGAAUCACAGGCGUGAACCAAAAGAACACUCGCCCAACCGUUUCUGUGGUUGUGCGUGGUGCCAACAACUUGGUUUUGGAUGAGACUGAGAGAUCGAUCCACGAUGCUCUCUGCGUUGUGAGAUGUUUGGUGAAGGAGAAGGCUUUGAUCGCCGGUGGUGGUGCUCCUGAAAUUGAGGCAUCGAGAGUUUUGUUCAAGGAGUCAAGCAAAUUGAGUGGUGUGGAGCACUUUGUAUACCAGGUCUUUGCCCAGGCUUUGGAGGUUAUUCCAACUACGUUGGCUGAAAAUGCCGGCUUGAACCCAAUUAAUGUGGUUACUGACUUGAGGAACAGACACGAGAUGGGCGAGAAGAAUGCUGGUAUUUCUGUCAGAAGGUACGGUGCCUCUAACACAUUCACUGAGAAUGUGUUGCAGCCCGUCCUUGUGUCCACGAGCGCCAUCACCUUGGCGGCUGAGACUGUGAAAUCCAUUUUACGUAUAGACGAUAUCACUUUCAGCCGUUAA